GUUUAUAUUUAGAUGUUUUUUGAAUGUUGUACCCGCCAAAUGUGUUGUGGUUCCUUUUAAGUUACCUGUCUUAAGUUGUAAUUUUACAGAGAAUUAUUUAUCUGUAGGAAAUUUUAUUCUCUCACAUUAUGAGUGACAAAGAAGAUGAUUUAGGAGAUAAAUCUCGACGAUCACGUAAGAGAGGUUUUGGUGGGGUAUCAGAAAAUAAUAAAACUCGACUGCAAGAUAAAACAUUGAAUUUGUCUGAAGACGAAUCAUCAGAUGAAGAGAUACAGGUCAAUAUAAAACCUUCAAUAAUAUAUGAUGAACCGUCAUUGAAAAUACCAUGUAGUAACCCUACAGUUUCUGAUGUUGAAACCUCUUAUGAUUUUAGUAAGAUAAUAAAGUCACAAGUAGAACUAGUUGAAGCGAGAGAUAGGUUCAACACUUCUGUUGCUAGACUAGAAAGUGAGCUCGAUAUAACUCCUGAUGAAAAAUUGCCUACAAUCGCUGAUAAAUGUUCUGUAGAAGAGCUAUUACGACUAGGGGAGAGAGACAAAGCUCAUGUCAAUAGUGUUAAACCUUGCAGCAGCAGUAGCAGCAGUGUUAGUCAAGAUUUUGGAUUACAAUCUGUUGAGAUUACACUUCCUGGCGAUUUUCAAGAUAAAGAAACACGGCGUCAAAGAAAUAAAGAAUUAGCUUUGACAAAACACCUAAAUCAAGUGAGAAAUGAACGUCAAAAAGUCAUGCACAAAGUUCAUUUACUUUGUUUAAUUGCUCAUGGUGAUUUCAUUAGUAGUGUUAUCAACAGUGAUUUCCUAUAUGGUUGUGCACUCUCAUUUUUACCAAAAGAAUAUACUCCUCCACCCCUAGUCACAGUGUCAUAUAUUUUGAAAUUAUUGAAGUGGUUUGGCAGCCAAUUUCCCCAUAAGAAACAUAAGAAGACUGGAGCAUUUAGUGUUGAAAGAUUGGAAGAGAUUUUUUCCACGUUUAAGCCUUGCUCUGUUAGGGAUUCUGUGAUAUUGUUCGUGUCAUUAUUAAGAGGUUUGAGUUUAACAGCAAGAAUCGUUAUUAACUUAAAUCCUGUUCCUCUUAAAAUAAAGAAAGUUGGCUGGACUCCAUUGGCUUCAUCUUUUCAACCAUCAAUGCCCAUCCAGUCUAAUUUGACAAGUCCUAAAAAAAGUAAAAGUAAGCCAAGCAAGGAAGUUGGUGAGAGCUCUUCGAUUGCUUCUCCCUUAUUUGAUCAACCUGGUCCUUCACACAAGACAUUAGACUCAAAAUGUAAUGUUAAAUCUUCCGAACAAACUACUUCACCUAAAAAAAGUUCUAGUAAACGUCCUGUAAAGAAAAUCAGUUCUCCGAUUAGUAAAAAACCUGCUGAUAAAAGUGAAGUAAACACAUCUAAAGCUGGUCCAUCAAAUAAAAGUCAUCAAGAAAGGUCAAUUCUAGAGUCCUCUUCAAAACCUGGGCCUUCCAAAAGCAGUGCAGAUAUAUCCCCUACAAUACCUAAGGUCAAGCCUUCCGAUAAACGCAAAACAAAGAAAUCUAUUGUGAUUAAUGAUGCAUUAUCUUGUGCUCGAGUAGGGGCUUACACAAGAUCAGAGAAAGUUGACAGAUGUUUAAUCAUGGAUUCAUCUUCUUCUAGUGAAGAUGAGGCAGUUGAAGAAACUGAGACCACUGUAAAGUGUGGUAUCGAUUAUUGGGCUGAAGUUUAUAUAGAAAAUGAGGAGCGGUGGCUUCCAGUUGAUUUGUUCUCCCUAAAAGUUGACUGUGUUCGUGAAAUCGCUAACCGUUGCACCCAGCCUAUAUCCUACAUAUUAGGAUGGAAAAAUGACGGUUCUUUAAAAGAUGUCACACGACGUUAUGCCCUUCCAUGGUUGACCAAAAAGCAUAGGAUAGAGCCAGAGUGGUGGGCUAAGACUUUGCUGCCAUUUUUGUGUAAGAAUUAUGAACUUGACGUAAUGGAAGAGGACCAACUUAAUGAAAUAAUGGAGAAAGCUCCCAUGCCCAGUAGCAUAAAUGAGCUCAAGAAUCAUCCAUUGUACGUUCUGCCUAGGCACUUACUUAAGUAUGAAGCUAUUUAUCCUCGAGAUGCUGUUCCUUUAGGCCAUGUUAGAGGAGAGCCAGUGUUUUCUAGGUUUUGUGUCCAAUCACUUUUUUCAAGAGAAAAAUGGUUUAGACAAGGGAAAUGCGUUAAAUUGGACGAAGCACCUUACAAGCUUGUUAAUUCUCGAUCCAGAAGUGGGAAGUAUAAAGAUAGUGACAGUAAAUCUUUGGAGCUGUUUGGAUCAUGGCAAGUUGUGGACUAUGUGCCUCCUCCUGUCGUUGAUGGAAAAGUGCCAGUAAAUCAGUAUGGCAAUGUUGAACUAUACAAACCUUCUAUGCUUCCAGCAGGAGCUGUUCAUAUCCAAGUGCCAGGUUUAUUGAAAAUUGCUCAGAAAUUGAGCAUUGAUUGUGCAAAUGCUGUAAUAGGCUGGCAACAUCAUAGUGGCUUAAGUCAUCCUGUGAUAGAUGGUGUAGUUGUCGCAAAAGAAUAUCAAGAUGUCUUGCUUGAUGCUUGGAAUGCUGAUGUGGAUUUCUCCGAGCACCGAUAUUCUAUGAAAAGAAAAGCAAGAGCAAAAUUGAACUGGCUGAAGAUAUGUAAAUCUUUAUUGAUAAAAGAACAUCUUAAGAAAAAAUAUAAAUUCGGAGAGGAUGAGAAAGAUGAUGGUGAACCAUUACCAAAAUUACCAAAGAAACAAAAUUAAUUUAAGUUACUUGAGCUUAAGAGAAAACUAUGUACCUGAUUAUGAUAGCUGUUUGUAUUAAUUUAUAGUUUAGUUCAUUUUUUUAUGUAAAAGUUAUUUUCUAUUCAUAUAGUUUUUAUAUAAGCAUAAUUUCAUCCAUUUAUUAUAAUUUUAAUUAUAAAAAAUGCUUGUUAGUUAUGUAUUAAUUGUGUAAAUUGUAACUAUAAUUACAUUUAGUUUGACUGAAAAGUUAACUUCUGACAAUUAGUUUUGGUUUUAGGAAGCUACAUCCUUCUAGUUUUAUUUAAAAUAAAACCUUUGAUUAUCGUAAUUUAAUAAUCUGGUUUUCGAUACUUGAAAAUUGGUUUUAUUAACUUAACUAUCCGUACUCAAGACAAAUUUCCCUAUUAACCCCAAGGUCAGGUCAGAUCCAACCUACUUCAAUGUUUAAUUACCAAAGUAUUAGGUGUAAUAGAUUAAAAAUAAUAAAAAGUAUUUUAUUGUUAUAGAGAUUUUAUUUUAAACCAUUUUGUAAACUUUUUGACAAUUUUAUAAUGUAGAAAUACAAAUUCAAAUCAAGUAUCGACAUUUUUUUUCAUCCUCAGUAAUGAUAGAAAGGGUACCUUAUGGUCUGGUUUAAAAACAUUAGUGAUGGAGUUCACAAAAGACAGCUAGUUGUAUCUCAGAACGUAUCCGGUCCACACUAUGCUGUUUGAAGAUUAUGAUAACCAAUAUGGUAAUUAUCAAUUGUGGAAUGUAAAACAAUAAUUAAAAAGAAAGUUGUAUCUUAAAAUUAAUAAUGUAUGUAUAUGUGUUUAAGAUAUAUUUGAUUUUGCUCUUUUAAUUUAUUUUUGGGAGAUCCACGUUUUUCUAUAUGUGGGCAUAAUUUACAAUAUUGAUCGGACUGCAGGAAUCAUUGAUUUUUCAAGGUAAACUGGUAGUCAGAUGUUAAUCAUACACACACACACACAUAUAUAUAAAUAAAGAAGGAAUCAUUUCAAAAAUGUAAUUUUUAAAUGCAUUAAGUAAAGUUUAGUUGUUCACUGUGA
Molecule: messenger RNA, 3754 nt
Organism: Nezara viridula (southern green stink bug)
Lineage: Eukaryota; Metazoa; Arthropoda; Insecta; Hemiptera; Pentatomidae
Source: the annotation of a GenBank genome assembly